Molecule: messenger RNA, 1110 nt
Organism: Trichoderma virens Gv29-8
Lineage: Eukaryota; Fungi; Ascomycota; Sordariomycetes; Hypocreales; Hypocreaceae
Exons: 1
Coding region: 1-1110 (369 amino acids)
Source: RefSeq, a predicted model, not a curated record
AUGGCCACCUCAACCAUCGUUGGUAAACAGGAUGUCCCAUCAGAGACCCACCGAGAAACCAGCAUUACCGAAGUUGAGGAAUCGUCAUCUGCGCGAAGCUCUUCGGACUCUGAGCCGCCGCCAUACGAAGAGGCAUUGAUCAAGAAACAGCAAGCUCUGGCCUUUGCAAGCUCAGCCAACAUCAACGAUGCUAAAAGGAUCAUCGCCAUUCCCGCUACCAACGCAGACGUGGGAUCUGCAUUUUUACGAGCCUAUCCAUCUGCUCUCGCUAACUCGAGCAUUUCGAAAGCCGAAUUUCUGGAGUUUGUGGAUCAGCUCAACCGUAACAUUGUACAAAGCCCACCGCUGCGCGUCCUUGGGGCUGCUUCAGACAUUGUUGGAUUCGUGCCUGAACCCACGGCCCAGAUUGUUUCUGCGGCUGCUGGCGUCAGUGCUAUGGUUGGAACUUAUGCUAUGUCAAAGAUUCGAUCUGAGGUCGUCAUUCGUCAGGCAAAUAAGGAAAUCUUCAACCCCAAAGGCCUGGAAGUGCAGAUUGUCAAGUUGAAGACUGUCGCUAAACUCACCAACAUGCCGAUAUUGAACGAAAAGGGAGACGUGGACAAGAAGUCGCCUGUUCUGGAGUCUCUCCAAUCUCUCGCAGAGGCCAACGAGCUCAAGACUAUUAGUGCACAGGAACGCCGUCUGAGAGCUCUUGACGCAUGGAUUUCUCCUCUUGAAAUUGAGGAGCUCCCGCCAGUUGCCAACCCAUCCAACGUACUGAGCAAGGUGGAUGUAUACAUUAGCGAGGCUGAACGAAAGUCUGCAGAGAAGUCUAUGCUCAAGAAGAGAAUCAGAGUGAAUAAGAGACACGAUAAGGCUACCCAGAAAGCGCUCGAGAAGUACGAGAGCUCCAUGGAGCGUUACAAUGAGAAGGAGAAGAGCGUUGAUGUUAACGACCGCCGCGCAAGCAGAGAUCUAGAACGCAUUGAAGAGCGCCGACAGAGGGCACAACAAAAGUACGAAAAAGAGAUGGAAAAGGCAGAGAAAGAUUACCAAAAGAAAGAUAGAGAGGAGAGGAGCCUUAGAAGAAUAAGCUUCCUUGUAGUUGUCCCCAAAGGCAAGGAUAACUGA